This is a messenger RNA of Cryptosporidium muris RN66, 1716 nucleotides long. Its product is annotated as oxidoreductase, 2OG-Fe oxygenase family protein. The coding region runs from base 1 to 1716 and encodes 571 amino acids. Gene Ontology annotation, cellular component: endoplasmic reticulum. Gene Ontology annotation, molecular function: L-ascorbic acid binding; procollagen-proline 4-dioxygenase activity; iron ion binding. NCBI's taxonomy places the organism in Eukaryota, Apicomplexa, Conoidasida, Eucoccidiorida, Cryptosporidiidae. The record is from RefSeq and is a predicted model, not a curated record. Gene Ontology annotation, biological process: peptidyl-proline hydroxylation to 4-hydroxy-L-proline. The transcript has a single exon.
AUGUCAGAAAAUUGUGCAACAGUAAAUGAUGAAACUAAGCAUAUACUUAAAGGUCUUACACCACCCAAACCUAAAUUAUUAAACAGUACAAUUAAUAUGGUCCCAAUUAAUGAUGUAAACUUAACUACUUCGGGUACAAUGAAUAGUAUAUCUGGAUUUCCUGCAGUAAAUUCCCUACCUCAACUAUCUUCUGCACCAGCAUCUACUACUCAGAUGCCUACAUUAACUGCUAGUCAAAUACAACAAGCAAUGGCUAAUAUACAAUUGAAUAACCCAAAUAUAGCGACUAUAACACCAGGGAUUAAUAGUGCAAAUUAUAAUAUUCCCCCAGUAUCAACAUUAGAUCCUAAUAUCUUAUCUACAGCUGGGAUAAAUAUUCAAAAACCAGUACUACAACCUGUCCAAAUUCCAAAUGUGGGGACUACAAUUCCAAAUCUUUGUGGAAUACAGGGACAAGAUAUGGAUCUCAUGAAUUGGAUGCAAAAGCAACGAAUUGCAUUAGCUCUUUCCCAGAUGCAGGGUGACUUAAAACUAAUGCCCAAUAGUGAAAAGAACCUAGCCAAUAUGAACACAUUUGAGAAUAAUCUUAUUAAGAUACCUACAAGCUCUACUACUUUUGAUAGUUUAUCAAAUAAUCUAAAUAUGAAUAUAAAUGGAACCCAAGAGUUACCUUUAACUCCCCAACUUGCCACAUUUUUAGGGAAUUCAUCACUAGUUCCUACAGUUCAAACUAAUCAGGGGGUUAAUAACUUUUCAAAUUUCAAUAGUGUAUUAACUACCUCAUCAUUAAACAAAACAUCAGAAGGUAUAACUCCUGGUAUAAAUAUGAAAUGUGCUUCAAAUUUAGAUAAUUUUCAGUCAUCCAAUAUACGGCAGAUACAAACAAUGGUAGAGAAUCAACAAAAACAAUAUGUAAACAGUCAACUUUCUGCAGCUGCCCAACUCUUAAGACAGCAUGGAAUUCGAGCUACUAUUGGAACGGAACCAAUAUCUGAAAAAGAAACUGAAACUAUUAACCAAUCAACUUUAUUACAAAGAAUAGUGGCUAGCAAAGUCAAUUCUAAAAUACAAAUUGUUCCAAAUGCACUUUCAGAAGAAGAAUGCAAUGAAAUUAUCAAUUUCAUUCAAGAUCGUUUAGAAUCAUCCAAAAUCUCAAUGAAAAAGAGUACAAGUAAUUCAGAUACAAAUGAAAUUGAUAAAGAUAAUGAGAUAACUAACUCUGAAUUCUGCAAAUCUUUAACUGCCUGUAUACAACCAGAGGAGACACCACUAAUCAAAAUGAUAGAAAGACGUCUAGCACUGUUAGUAGAUACACCAAUAAUAAAUCUAGAACCUAUAUUAGUACACAAAUAUGAUAAUGGUGGAUAUAUUAAAGAACAUCAUGAUGGUGAAACUCGUUCAAGUACAAUAUGUGUAUUUUUGGAGACUAUCUCUAGUGGUGGUGAACUGGACUUUCCAUAUGCAGGUAUUAAAGUAAAACCAAAAAAAGGCUUUGCAGUUAUUUGGCCUAACAUUAAUGAAGAAGACAAGAUAGAUCAUACAACAAUACAUGCGGUAAAUAUGGUGAAUGAAGAUACAGCAUUAUAUUUAUUGUAUUUACAUGUAAAUAAAUCACCAGCUAGGAUGCAUCAUGAAGCUUAUUCAGCUAUAAAACAGAUAGUAGAAAGGGAAUCACUUCCGAUACCUGAUACUGUACAACAUAUUUCAUAUUCUUAA